Messenger RNA from Fopius arisanus, 4068 nucleotides. RefSeq lists its product as uncharacterized. The coding region runs from base 1509 to 3797 and encodes 762 amino acids. Gene Ontology annotation, biological process: acylglycerol catabolic process. NCBI's taxonomy places the organism in Eukaryota, Metazoa, Arthropoda, Insecta, Hymenoptera, Braconidae. Gene Ontology annotation, cellular component: mitochondrion. Gene Ontology annotation, molecular function: monoacylglycerol lipase activity. The transcript has 5 exons. The record is from RefSeq and is a predicted model, not a curated record.
CACCGCCUCCCAAUGGGAUCGAGUGAAGAUGUUAUUUACGAGAUAAAAAAAAAACCAAGCAAAAUGUGUUUCUAAGUACACGGAAGAGGAUGUUCUCCCGGGCAUAAGUCGUACCACCAGGGCGGUCCCCGAAGAGUCGCCAGGAAGUACCUUAUGAACAAAAAAGGCAAAAAAAAAAGAAGAAAUCCUGAUAAAAGAGAAGAAGGAGGGGAGGCUGAAAAUGUGGAUGGCCGGUUGGAUUCUCAGUUGAAAGAGUAACGGUGCCCCAUGGGCACGAAGUGACUUCGGUGUGGCACGUUCGGCAGAUCACGAAGAGGACUUAGACUGUUUUCUCCAGAAAGCCCUAGUGCGAGUCAUGACGUUAUAAAUGGCCGCCGUGAUCCGUACACCAAUGUGUCAAAACUCUUACAAUUUUUCACGUGUGUUACGUACAGCUAAAAUGCUCAUCGGUGUAACGUGGAUCGAGUAUUGGCAGUUGAUCAGUGCGGCGUGGUCUGGUGGUUAAAAAUUUAACAGUCAAGUCUUAUAUUUCCGGUGAGAAAGAGACACGAUAUAUAUGAAGAGUUGUGAGCGCUGGUGGUUGGUGAGCGGGAUUGUACAGUCGCCAGUUUGAGUGUUGCGUUUGUUCGCCACUGGUCGGGUUGUUGUCUUCAACACAUUUUAAAUACCAACAAGUUAAGAAGCAAGAUAAAUUGACAAUUGCUACGGAAUAUCGGUGAAUACUGUCAUCCUACCAAUCGCCGAUGACGUGAUUGACUUAUUGUUCGCAGUUGUCACGGUCUGUAAUGAUUCAUCAGUGAUUUUCAAAUGUAAGAAAUUGUUUGAGAACCUCUGAAUAGGCAACAAGUGGUUUUAGAGGCUGAUUGGUGAGGUGUUGUUUCCAUAGCAGCAUGAUCUGUCCUCUGUCCGCCUCGAUUUGUCAGUUUCCACAGAAAGCCAAUAAUAUUUGUAAUACUGCGCCAAUCGUGCGUAACGUUCAGUAAAUUCAAUUGAGGAUAAUUGUGAUAACGAGUGAAUCACCGGGAGCAUCAAUCAGUCCGUAUUUGUUGUCUCAUUAAGUCGAUGCUCCUACGUCGUUGACUCAAGUGCCCCUGAGAUAUUCGUCAAUUGAUCUAACCGGCGCAUUCCGCCUAGCGUGAACACGAGGAGUCCAACCGUAGCGGUGCUACUUUCAUUUUUUACUUUUUUUUUUCACCUGGCAGUGUCUCCCUCCAGAGCUGAAGGAUUUUUUUCGGGGUAUUAUUCAACAGAUCGGAGGAUUGCCACAGCAAUUCACUGGGAGAACUAGUUUUAUCACGAGUGAAUUACCUGGUGAUACCUGGUGAAAUCUGAUGUAGGCAGGCCCCGGGGAGUUUUAUUAUCUCAUGUACUCGUGUAUUCAAUGGGAAAACUGAUACGCUCCAGUUAGGAGAGAAGAAAAUGUUGGGAAGAUGUGCCGAGUAAAAGAACACAGGUACCAGAAUUUUUAACGAAUGAUUUAGCCCACUCUGCAGAUUAUCGAUUCGAGGAUGGAGACUGAGACUAAUGAGGGGGGAGAACAGCUGAGCUCACCUUGCUGUUUCAAAGUAUUCGAGUACCUGAGAAAUCGAAAUAGAAUUGGACCAGGAAGAGUGGAGUUACCAGAGUGUGAUUUUUUCAUUGUUGAAACGCGACGUACACUUCGUGUAUUACGUCCAACUCCAAAGACCAGUGGAUUUUACGAAUUACCCUGCGAGCGACCUGAAUCCAUUCAUGAGAAUUUCAUUUCACGAUGGACAAAGCGACCGCAUUCAUCGGGCAACUGUAGGUGCUCCUUCCGUCAAUCAUCGCGGUUCAGUACAAAUGAGGAGUGCAUGAUUACAGCAGAGAUCAAUCGAAUCAGAACGAGUCUCUGCGAGGCGGAAAAGAAAGGUUAUAAUAUCGAUGAGAUUGAGAAGAGGAUAUCAAUGAACUUGAGCAGUCUCAGUUCGCCGAUAACAACAGAGCCGAGGAGUCAGGUGGAUCUGAAACUGGCGGAAAUAGCUAAUGUUGGACCUGUAACGGGCAAUCGUAACGCCGAUGACCUGGCCAUAAAAAAUAAAAUUGUCAAGGAUCUGGAGAAGUACAUCGAUGUUCUCCUGGAGGAGGUUCUCAAUGACUCCAUGAAGUUUAUCAAUUGUGCGGAUGACACCUUGAGAAAGAGUAGAAAAGUGCUGGAGGGAGAUGAAGACACCAAUUCGAAGAAACCGCUGGAUAUUAGCUUUGCUUUUCCCAGUGAUUUGCCCCAGGAGUUAUCAGUAUAUAGUAACGUGGAGACCCGUGGGUAUGUCAAUGAAUCUUUCGUUGGAACCGUCAACGAUCCUGACUGUCUUGAUUUCGAUCUGAGAAAACCUAUUGACGAGGAUCUUGCGAAACUAGAUUGCGUAGAUUCUGGGAUUAACAGUGUUGAAACAGUGGAGUUUCAACCGGAACCGGAACUCAGCCUGGAACAAUCGCUGAUGGAAAUCAUUGACGCCAAGUUUGGGCCAGGGCCUCUGGGAAAAAGCCAGGAGAAUGAGGAUACCGAUGGUGUCGGUGAAAAUGAGGAGGAACGCCAGGAAAACAACUCGAAACUCCCAAACAUCAAUAUUAGAAUGGGGGGAGCACUUUCGUCGGUGGAUGGGGAGAGCGAUAAAUCUGUGAUCCUCGAAAGUCUAGAUGAUCCAAUAAUCGACAUGAAAUUUGACGACUGUAGGUUGGAACUCAAAGACUCGAGAGCUUCCACUCUUAAAGAGGAUCCAGCGAAGAAACAGAAUGCAGUUGCUGUUUUCUGUGAGAAGUUCACCUCGAAGAUCAGCAAUUCGUGCAAAAAUCGCGAUUCCAAGAGCCCAUCGAGUGGUAAAAAAUCGGAGCAAGAGCCCGUCGAAAUGCGCGAUCACAGGACUACGAUGAAGAGACGCCUACAAUCUCCACCGGUGCUUGAACAUCCGGAUAACAACUCCGUGAUGUUUCGUCGACAUCGAAAGCCCAUUAUAGUUUUCAUUCAUGGAUUUGGAUCAUCCGCUGAUGUGUUUGAACCCCAGCUUGCGUAUUUUACACAAAUGGGGUAUCCGUGCAUAGCACCUGAAAUGCUGGGUCACGGCAUGAGUUCAGCACCAACGCGCUCCGUGGAUUAUCAUUUCGACAGACUCCUCAAGGACUUCGAGGCUGUCCUGCAGCACUACGCCUUCAAGCCAGGUUAUAAGUGUGUCCUGGUCGCCCAUAACUACGGGUGUAGUUUUGCAACGGCGUUGGCAGCUAAGUAUGAGAAGGAAAUUCAUCAAUUGGUUUUGAUAUCUGGUGGUGGGCCAACGCCACUGGCACCGCCCAGUAGAGAAGGGACUGGCCACUUGUGUCUAAGGGCAAUGCUCUCACCAUUACUUAUGUGCGGUGCUCAUCGUGAUAUUUUGUACUCACCGAGGGGUAGACAGCAUCCAUAUUGUGGCAACGAAACUGAGGAGCAGUGGCCCUCGCACAUGAGAUAUAUUCUGAAUGGUAUGAUUUGGCCGGAAGGUGAUUAUGUCUUCCAUAGAAGGAUAUGUACACCUACGUUGCUUAUACAUGGUCUCAGGGACAAUAAGGUGUCACUCGUGCAAGAAUGCCAAAUGGAGAGGACUGUCAUGAAGGCUUUCCUCGAAGCACUACCAACUGCCGGACAUCUCCCAAUGAUUGAAACACCCGAGCAAGUCAACCACAUGAUCCACUGCUUCAUAGAUUUGUGGACGAAAAGAAAGUGUGCGGAGAAGCUUCAUUCCAUUGGCAGCCCUGAAGUCAUAGUGCAUCGAUCUUACCGACAGAUUAUUAUUCUACUGAGGUUAUGACGCUGAGUGGAUAAUUAUACUUGUCCGAAAAAUGAUAGUAAUAUCAAAUAAACAGUGAAAAUUCAUGAAUGUGGUGUUGAGUUCAUCAAUAAACGGUGUCAUCACUGGGGGUAGAAUAAGUCUGAGGGAAAUGUCGAAAAAGUCAUUGAGGAAAGGAACGAAGGGACUCCCAGCUGACAAUGACACGAUCUCACCGUCUGGACCGGUUACCACUGAUAAAGAUGGCAAUGUGGUUAUCAAAAUUCAUGCAAAACCUGGAGCUAAGCACAAC